AUGCAUGAGUUACUCGAGGAUGUGACUGGUAUGACAUAUGACAAACAAGGAAAUCGAGUACUUUGGGUGACGUCACGGAAAUCAUUAGUUGUUCAAAUGAACGCUAAAACUUGGAAGAUAACCCCCUAUGUGUAUGCGAAUGGUAGUAGCAUAGAGGCGUUGAGCGUGGACCAGUGGACUGGUGAUAUUCUUCUAAUGGUUGACAACAUCUUAGUGAAAAAGACUUAUCGAUCAACUUCAACCAACAUUUGGACAAGCAGCACGAAUAUAACAACACUAACAUCAAGAGAUCCAUUUCGUGCAGCAACUAUCAUGGAUAGAACAGCAGUACCGAAGGUGGGUACGGAGGCGUGUGGCUCCAAGUCAUGCAAGCAAAUAUGUGUAAGGUCAACCAAGGAUCGUUACGAGUGCUUAUGUCCACAAGGUUAUUCCAUGAAAGGCGAACAGUGCGAAGUUUCCUCAGAAACGCUGCUAAUAGCUGGUGACAAGCUCAUCUCUGCCUCAAAUGGCACCAGUUCAGUAUUCCUUUUCCAUCCAGCAGUAGCGUACAAACCCUGGAGAAAAGUAGCAGUGGAUUACGGUAAUGAACUG
Strongylus vulgaris is the source of this 591-nucleotide messenger RNA. The record is from the annotation of a GenBank genome assembly. NCBI's taxonomy places the organism in Eukaryota, Metazoa, Nematoda, Chromadorea, Rhabditida, Strongylidae.